Messenger RNA from Pochonia chlamydosporia 170, 2172 nucleotides. Its product is annotated as DNA repair protein Sae2/CtIP. Gene Ontology annotation, molecular function: flap-structured DNA binding; Y-form DNA binding; double-stranded DNA binding. The transcript is spliced from 2 exons. NCBI's taxonomy places the organism in Eukaryota, Fungi, Ascomycota, Sordariomycetes, Hypocreales, Clavicipitaceae. Bases 1 to 2172 code for a protein of 723 amino acids. The record is from RefSeq and is a predicted model, not a curated record. Gene Ontology annotation, cellular component: site of double-strand break. Gene Ontology annotation, biological process: double-strand break repair via homologous recombination; DNA double-strand break processing involved in repair via single-strand annealing.
AUGGCGACCGCUUGGUUUGACAAAGGUCGCCCAGCGCUCUUCGCGGCUUUAUCAAACGUGUGCGAACAAAUUGGACAGGAUCUGUUGGCAGAGAUACAGAAUCACAAUUCGGCAGACGGCCAGACCGCAAGUAGCGGAGAAAUUCAAGAUGGAUCUACCGAAAAACCUGGCUUCGUUAUCAAGUUAGAAGCCGAAAAUGCUGAGCUGCGACGACAGCUUGCUAUUAUCCGGUUUUCAAACCGCGCAUCGCAUGCAACGAGUCCUUCCGCUUCAAAAUCGGACAGCCACGUUGAGCCAACAUCACCUCGCCUUGCCCUCAAUGGAUCAGUCAGCCAUAUCGCAGCGCCUCCGAAGCCUGCAGGCAUAAAUCGUACAUGCCAAGGGGAUUGCGCCAAGGUCUUAAGGAGAUAUCAUGCUCUGUCUGCUAAUUUCAAAACGGCCAAAGAUGCUUUGCACCGCAGAAAGGAGGAACGGAACAAAUGGAUUCGGCAUGCGGAGUAUCUGAGACGGAAGAUCCACGCCGCCGAGGAUCAGUAUAAUAUACAUAUUCUCGAUCAUAAAGCUCAGCACAUGGAACCGCCCACCGCAACGGCAAUGGAGGCUGAUGAAAUACUUCUCAACCCUUCUCUCAGUUUCAUGUCCGACGAAGGGCCUGCGGAGACGGAACCUCAGCUUCCAGAAUUGGCGGUAGAAGGCAACCAAACGAGCGCACACAUGGCGGAACCACACGCAAAUUCCGAGACGACCCAGGGAGAGGCAUCAGACGAUGUCUCACUGCCACCUCCAGAACUCCCAACGUAUCCAGGUGGCGAGGUGGCUGUGAUUAAGCAAGAGCCAUCCUCUGAUGUCCCGGAAAUUAUUUCCGAGCGGGAGGUUCGGAAGCGCAAACGUACUCACGAAGAGUCUGCAGUAGUGACGAAGCCUAAGAUCAAAGCCGAACUGGUCGGCAGUUCUAGCCCCAUAAUGUCCAUCCCGUCAAUGCAGCCUACAAAAUUCCACACACAAGAAAGUAUCGACUUGGGAGAUAUUGUUCAGAAAAUCCAAACACCCAGAAAGCGGCAGCUCCUAGAGCAAGACGCGCCACAGUCAGAGGUGAUUCAGAGGUCCAAAUUUACCAGUCUUACACCAAUACAUGUCACAGCACAAGCGAUGCCGCAGUCUGCGAUUAUUCCUCGUCAGUCUUCUGCUCUGAUGCCUUUGAGCGUGAACGUCAGAACUACUCGACCGAAAUCACUUAAAACGCAGCAAAAAAGCCGUUGGCACCAGCUGAAUGAGAGCAUAGGAAGCCUAGCUGAAGAUGGCACUGCUUAUAUGACUGGUGUGCCCCCGGGGGCAGUUACGACCCCACGCGUCGAUUCUUCUAAGAGUAGAUUAGACGCUCUGCUCAACGAACCGGUUGCUGCAAUGGAGGACGAGGACAUCCUAUCUAAGCUACCGAAACGGUCCGAUCCGAGGACGCCUUCGUACCAGACCGACCUUGGCAUUCCAGGGCGACGGCAGCUUCCGUUUGACAAAGACGGACGUCGAUCUAACAAAUCGACGCCGGUACAGCCUUUGGCCACAAAACCCGUCCUGGAGCCAAAGUCGCGAAUGGGCAAUGUGACUUCGCCACGCCGCAUCACCACACGGUCAGAAUUAGGACCCCUGCGACUUAGGCCACUCUCGGAGCUUCGCUUGGAGGACUUCAAGGUCAACCCCCAGGCCAACGAAGGCCACGAUUUUGCUUUCUCCGAGGUAGUGAGGGACAAAGGAGACAGGGCAUGUUUGCCGGGCUGUGUGGACAUGCACUGCUGUGGCAAAGAGUUUCGGGCACUAGCUAUUUCACAACGGCCUAACCCACCCUUGACAGCUGCACAACGGCUGGAGGAGCAAAAGCUUUUGGAAGACUAUCUAGGAGACUACUCAUACCGCCUAGCUUCAAUGGACAAAGACGAAAGACUAGAGGUCUGGAUCGAAGCUAAGACGCAAGAAUUAGCCAAUAAAUAUGGCAAACAUCGCCACAGAUUCUCACGGAUGCAGUCGCCUCCGGGAUUUUGGGAUGCAGACUUUCCCGACACACAAAAACUAGAGGCGGAUAGAGAGGAGGCAGCGAAAAGAACUAGGCGAGCAGUAGCGGAGCGAUAUCGGGAAGCGAAACGACCAGGUGGCAGAUGGAUCUUCAAAGAUGAAUGA